Molecule: messenger RNA, 702 nt
Organism: Sphaeroforma arctica JP610
Lineage: Eukaryota; Ichthyosporea; Ichthyophonida
Exons: 2
Coding region: 172-627 (151 amino acids)
Source: RefSeq, a predicted model, not a curated record
UGUGGUGCUACACAUAAUGUUCUUCAGCGUAACUGUAGGGUCAUCACUCCUUGUGUGCCAUUACGCUGAUCUAGAGUGUACCAAUUUUCAACAGCUUUCGGGCCCAAUAGUUUUGGUGCGACACUCGCUGUCGAAUACUCUUAUUACCUCUUUCGCACUAGACACGCCCAUAUGUACUUUGUGGAUUGGUACGGUAAUUUACGCUGCUUUAUCAUCUGCGAGCUGUGCUUUUGGGGUCCAGUCAUCUACGGUCUGAUAAUCGGAGAUCAAUGGCGGGUUACUCUUGCAACUUGGGUGGAAGGCUGCUUCUUCGCCUGGUUGUUUGGCAUCGACAAUUUUCUGUUUAUAAUUGUGAAAGUUCUCGCCCAAGCACUAAGUAGAGGCGACAUACUGGAGCAUAUCGAUUUGCAGGGCGCCUACCUCAGAGCGCACGAAAACGGCAAGGAGCUCUCGACUCUGCUGAGCUUGGAGAAAACUCCACAGAGAAAUAUGUUCCUACGGUACGCAGAACGACGCCACUGCGCGGAACAAGUAGCAUUCCCAAUCGAGGUCCAGGCGUGUUCGCUGGCGAAGUAUAGCAACAACCAGUCCAUAGUGGAGAAAGCGGUGCAUAUUGCCAAUACAUAGGUACGGUCGGAUAGCGAGAAAGAGGUCAACUUGCCCGGGGCGAAACGAGAUAAACUCUUACGCAGCAUAGAAGAG